Molecule: messenger RNA, 456 nt
Organism: Ascoidea rubescens DSM 1968
Lineage: Eukaryota; Fungi; Ascomycota; Saccharomycetes; Ascoideales; Ascoideaceae
Gene: RPS13
Product: 40S ribosomal protein uS15
Exons: 2
Coding region: 1-456 (151 amino acids)
Biological process (GO): translation
Cellular component (GO): cytosolic small ribosomal subunit; nucleolus; ribosome
Molecular function (GO): structural constituent of ribosome; small ribosomal subunit rRNA binding
Source: RefSeq, a predicted model, not a curated record
AUGGGUCGUAUGCACAGUAGUGGAAAAGGUAUCUCCUCCUCAGCUAUUCCUUACUCAAGAAAUGCUCCAGCAUGGUUCAAAUUAUCGUCCGAUGCUGUUGUUGAACAAAUCAUCAAAUACGCCAGAAAAGGUUUAACCCCAUCUCAAAUUGGUGUCAUUUUAAGAGAUGCUCAUGGUGUUUCUCAAACCAAAGUUAUCACCGGUAACAAAAUUUUAAGAAUUUUAAAAUCAAAUGGUUUAGCUCCAGAAAUUCCAGAAGAUUUAUACUACUUGAUUAAAAAAGCUGUUUCCGUCAGAAAACAUUUAGAAAAAAACAGAAAAGAUAAAGAUUCCAAAUUCAGAUUGAUUUUAAUUGAAUCAAGAAUCCACAGAUUGGCUCGUUACUACAGAACUGUCUCUGUUUUACCUCCAAACUGGAAAUACGAAUCUUCUACUGCCUCUGCUUUAGUCAAUUAG